CUUCUAUAGUGACCGCGAUAUCAUUAUAUCAACUGCUGUGGUAUCUAUUUAAAAUAAAAAGAUAAAGCAGUGUUCAUAUAUGAAAGGCUGAUGUGUCCACUGUCCAGUCCACACUCCAAGUGUCUACACCUGUUGUAUUCAUCAUUCUAAGUAAAUACACCACUGUAUCUGCGUCAAACUCCUGAUCGCUAAGUCUUACAUACCAGAAAACAAUCUAAACCUAUUUACAUUGCCCAAGUAUUUUUCCUUUGAUCGCCUUGAAUCAUAGGCAUUCACUAUCUGAGUUAUAGUCUCGUCAUGGAUUUUUCUAAUAUUACCAAUACGGAGUGGUAUGGAAGACUGAAAGAGGUGUUCAAGGACCUAUCAGUGGAUCGCGAGCAAUAUCCAGAGACCGAAUUGACGCCAGAGUUCCGAGAUUGGGUCACGAUGACCUCAGCGGGUACACUCUGCGCUGGUGUGGCCGCUGGCAUGAACGCUGCGCGGUUAGAGGGUGAGAGGCACAUCAAAGAAAAUAAGAAUACAGUCUACAAAGGGGUCAGGCAUGCGCAAUCAGAAUUGAACAUGGCUGCAGGCAGGGCAUUCGCUCAAAUUGGAGGUCGUUGGACUUUGUACGGAUUCGUAUUGAUGGGUUGCUUCAAUGCGUUGCACAUCGGCGCCUCAGUUGUGCGGCAGAAGAAAGACGCCUUGAAUGUCAUGGGAGCAGGUACUGUGACGGGUGCACUGUUCUGGAUUCCUUAUGGAUUGCAGGGCAUGGCAACGGGAGCCAUGCACGGAUCAGUACUAGGGCUUGUGGGGGGCGUAGCUAUGCAAGCUGGGUGGAUGCUGGAGGAUAAGGUAGAUCCGCCAGCAGACAGGGCGGCACGAAAACUUGUCCAUGACGCAGAGAUAGAACAAAUUAGAGAGGAGCGUAGGUUGCAUAACCUAAGGAUGCAACAGGCCACGGCAAAUCUUAUAGAUGAUCUGAGCUCUCAGAUCGAAUAAUAAGCAGAUUGCAAGGCUUGCAUACUGCCGUCCAAUGCCUUUAACUCACUAAAUGGAGAUGACAAGCGCAUGAUGCACCGCCAUCAUGUCUGCAUAGUGCUUUUUAACUACGGAUACCGUGGGCCUUGUGUAAACAUAAACUUGAUUAAUCGUUUUUAAGGUAAAGGAGGGUAGGCCAUAACGGGGAUGUGGCAUAUAGUGUACAAGAAUAAAUUUAGUAAUGAGCCAC
Molecule: messenger RNA, 1210 nt
Organism: Sphaeroforma arctica JP610
Lineage: Eukaryota; Ichthyosporea; Ichthyophonida
Exons: 6
Coding region: 298-981 (227 amino acids)
Cellular component (GO): mitochondrion
Source: RefSeq, a predicted model, not a curated record